Messenger RNA from Pectinophora gossypiella (pink bollworm), 4171 nucleotides. RefSeq names its product sialin. Gene Ontology annotation, molecular function: transmembrane transporter activity. Lineage: Eukaryota; Metazoa; Arthropoda; Insecta; Lepidoptera; Gelechiidae. Gene Ontology annotation, biological process: transmembrane transport; monoatomic anion transport. Bases 255 to 1706 code for a protein of 483 amino acids. The transcript is spliced from 12 exons. The record is from RefSeq and is a predicted model, not a curated record. Gene Ontology annotation, cellular component: plasma membrane.
AGUCGGGUUUCUGCGCUUGCCGGUGUCGGGUGUGUGUUCUUCUCGGCUCUACACUUUCGUAUUUAUAGUUUUAUUUAAUGUAAAAAACACUGUUUUUAUAAGUUAAAUUAGAGUUGUAAAUUAAAGUUCGUUCUUUUAUAGCUGUGUGUAACCUUUUACAAGUGUGCAAAGUAACUUUUAAGUGUGUUUUAGGAAUAUUUUAUUUUUAGUGUUUAAAAUUAUACGAGUCUGCAAUCAUUCCAAAGGCACGCACCAUGGCUAAAACAGAGAAAUCAUUUCCAAGAAACUUCACAGGCUGUCUAACAUGUGUGCAAGUGCUGAACAUCAUGGUGCUCCUGGGGUUCAUGUUGAACUACGCCCUCAGAGUCAACCUGACGAUCGCCAUAGUGGAGAUGAUCUACGACGCCAACGACAACGCCACCGCCACAGUUGCGCACACGCACAACGUUACACAGCAUCCAGAACACAUAGAGCAGACGCGAUACCACUGGGACACCAAGGAGAAGAACCUUCUCCUAGGGUGCUUCUUCUGGGGCUACGUGCUCACCGAGCUGCCGGGGGGCCGGCUCGCAGAGAUCAUCGGCGCUAGACGAGUCUUCGGCUACAGCACGCUCCUGGCCAGCGUGCUGACCCUCCUGACUCCCGGAGCCGCUGCUGCAGGCUUCGGAUGGGUGGUGGCUGUCAGGGUCAUACUUGGCUUCCUGCUCGGAGCCACUUGGCCCGCCAUCCUUCCCAUGGCUUCUAAGUGGAUCCCGCCAAUGGACCGGUCCAAAUUCAUGUCCAAUAUGAUGGCCUCUUCCUUAGGCGCGGCCAUGACGAUGCCGAUAUGCGGGUUCCUCAUAGCACACUUCGGUUGGGAAUCUGCCUUCUACUUUACUGGUAUAAUCGGCGUGAUGUGGUCGGUGGCGUGGUUCGCGGUGGUGUACGACACUCCUGCGCAGCACCCGCGCAUUUCCGACACCGAGCGCAACUUCCUCAUGAAAGCACUGCCCCAAGACAGCGGGAACAAAGGACACCAGCCAGUCCCCUGGCGACAGAUGCUGUCGUCCCCGCCGGUGUGGGCGCUCAUCAUCACCCACGGAGCCUCCGUGUUCGGAUACUUCACCGUCGUCAACCAGCUGCCCACCUACAUCGAGAGCAUCCUGCAUUAUAAUAUUAAACAUAACGGGCUACUUUCCUCUCUCCCGUACCUGGGCAAGUACCUGUGUGCGCUGGCGUCGUCAGUGCUGGCGGACUCCCUGCGCAGGAGUGGCAAGCUGUCCACCACGGCAGCUAGGAAGCUGUUCACGUUCUUCGCUGUCGGCCUACCUGGCAUUCUGAUGUUGGCGCAAGCGUUCUUCGGUCACGACAGGGUGUGGUCGAUCGCCAUCUUCACAGCAGCUCUGACCAUCAACGGAGCCGUCACAGCUGGGUACCUCGGCAACGGGCUAGAUAUAGCGCCCAAUUUCAGUGGAACCAUCUUCGGCAUGGCCAACACGCUAUCGUCGUUCGGGGGUUGGCUGUCUACUUUCAUGGUCGGAGAACUUACCAAAGAAACUAACACGUACGAGCGAUGGCAGAUAGUAUUCUUCAUCCUCGCCGGAACCUACAUCGCGGGAGCGCUUUGCUUCGUCACCAUGGGCUCUGGAGAACUGCAGUCCUGGAACAACAGGAUUGAGGAGGACAAGCCCAAGGAGGAAGAACCACUUAACGAGGAAAAAGCUUAACUUGAGGAGGGGGUGAGGAUUAUUUAGGGAAUGUAAUUCUGGUAUCGAUUACGAUGUAAGGAUUUGUCGUAACUUAUACUGGGGUUAUAUUGUCUACGCAGACGAAAUAGGCUCUCAAUGAGGAAAAAGCUCAACUUGAGGAAGGGGUGAGGAUUAAGGUAGAAUAUAGUUCCGGUAUUGCUUAUGAUGUGAUUGUCGUAACUUAUACUGGGGUUAUGUUGUCUAUGAAGUCGAAAUAGUGACUAAGGUUUUUGUGUCUGUGGUUUAUCUUUCAUGAGGCCAAUAAAUAAAAUUAUAACGCCAUGGAUAUGUUAACGUCCAUCUCAUUGUUACAUUCGUAAAUAGUGGAACUUUGAUUGUUUUAUGCUUCCUCCGGUUGAUGGAGGGGAUGCCUGUGCCCAGCAGUGGGACAUAUUAUAGGCUGUUUAUGUAUGAAUAUAUACGAAUAUUAUAUAUGAAGUUUGACAUUAUAUAAUUCAUCUUUGACCCCGGUUAUCGACAUCUCUUAGCGUUAUCCCGUUUUCACGGAGUCCGCUUACUAAACCUUAUGAUUUGAAAGGUCCGGUUUUGUACAGAAGCGACUGCCCCUAACCUUCCAACCCGACGGGCAAACCAGCUCAUUGCAGGUAUACACACACACAUACAUAGGGUCACAUAUUUGCUAAACACACAUAUUUUUGACCUGGUCAUCUACAAUUAUUCCACAGACACAAAAUCUUCCAACCACUAUAUGAAGUCUAGACUGAAUUUAAGUUUUGUCAAAAGUGUACAAAUAAAUUACCCGAACGGGGAUUUGGACAACAUGCAUUAAAACAAACUUCAAACCCUUAAAAAGUGUAUAUCUUUAAUCUGUGGAGGAAGUAAUAAUUUACUUAUAAUAUUUACUUGGCGGCCUAAAAAAGCUAUAUUGAAGCAAUUCAUCCAAAGAAACAUUUACGCAUAUGAAAAAAGUAAGUCAAAAAAUGAAAACUUUCCCUGUAUUUCACUACACAGUCAAUCACAUCCAUCAAAGGAUAACAAUUCCAAUUGUCUCCUGAUGUGCCUGUUAAUUCACAAGAAAAAAUAUCAUAACUAAAUAUUUUUUCAUUUUCUCCUCGAGAUUAAAUGUAUUCAAUACCCACUCAAGACAAAACUUAAUUAAAAGUCUUUGGUUUCAGGGCGGUUAAAAAUGCCAUAUCGAAGCAAUUUAUCUAAUAAAGCAAUAUUGCAAUUCGACAUUUGCGCAUAUAAAAGUAAGUGCGCAAUGCAAACAAAUGUCAACUAGCAAUAUUGCUUUUUUAGAUGAAUUGCUUGUAGUCUUUUUAAUCCCCUGAAAACGCUAAGUAUUUCUUAGUCACAUUCUAAUAAAAGUGAUCAAAAUAUAUUUGCAAUUUUAUGCAAUAGCUAAAAAUAUUUACGCUAUUUCUUUGAAAAUUGCUAUAAAAUCUUUUAGCUAUUUCACAUUGGAAUAGUAAUUGUAUUUCUUAAGUUUUUUGGUCUAUAAUAUGUCCAACGAGAAUCGGCUUUUGUGGUAUAAAAAUAUGCAAGAAUUGCAUAAUCCAUUUAACUAUAUUUUGAAAGUCUAUUCUCAGGCAUUAUUAGUCAAAAUUAUUGUAUAUUUUUAGCGGAAUUUUAGUCUUUUUAAAUUAUCUUUUUUUUAUUAUAGCCCAAGAAACUUACACGGAAUUAUAAAUGAAUUAAAAAAUGAAUAAAAAAGAAACAAAAAAAGGCUGUUAAUGUUAAUGAUUGUGAUUUAUUUUUAAUGUACCUACCGGCUUGCGCAACGGACUACGAUUCUCAUUUUGUACUAUUUAUGAAACAUCACAUUAUAUAGUACGGCUGAAACGCGAACGGUUGUUAUUUAUUUUACGAAUUGAACAAUAUUAUGUUUUAUUUAUGACGCAAAACAUUUAAUUCAAAAUGUGUACAUUACGCAUGAUUUAUUAAAAUGCGCCAUUCUCUUUCGGCCGUACUAUAGUUUAGGUCUAACACCGAUUGACUUUAUAAAAUAGACGGAAAUCUUCAAAUACACAAUAUACUUUUUAAGUUUAAAAAACUGACAAUGUUGUAAUUAUAAAAACUAUAAACGCGACGAUUUAACUAGCCACCUCGCAUCAGGGGUGUAGCGUAUUCGUGAGGUGUUUAGUUAUUUCGCACGGGUUAUUAUAAUUAUAUGUUAAUAGUAGUGCCGAUUCCAGUAUACAUGGUGUGUUCCAGUAACUCCUGUACACACCAUCUAAUUUUAUUUCAAGUUAUACCUGUCAUUUUCUUUUCCGCCGAUAAGGGAAGGGACGGGUAAUCGACAGGCAUAAAAUUUAUGGAACAUGUCAAUUUUAGACAGAAGUUUAUUAGCGGGUGAGAGCCUUCAGCGCUCCCCAUUUGUCCGGCCAAGUAGUUAAUGCCAUCUGUGGCAAAUCUACAAUAAGUCAGGUAAAAAAAAGGCAGAAGUUAAAAAAACCCUUCCAAAAUUUUAUAUUGGCUAAUAU